Klebsormidium nitens is the source of this 825-nucleotide messenger RNA. Lineage: Eukaryota; Viridiplantae; Streptophyta; Klebsormidiophyceae; Klebsormidiales; Klebsormidiaceae. The record is from the annotation of a GenBank genome assembly.
AUGGCCGACGACGACCAUGUAAACAUUAAGGAGGAGAUACUGCUGUGGGAAGCCCUUCAACAAGGAGGAAAUGGUGCUAGGGAGAUGUCACCUCUGCUGCACAACGCUGGAGAUGAGGCGGGUCAGGGUGGGGACUUUGAUCUGCUGAGCCUCCUCAUCGGGCAAGCGGACAAUCAGAAGCGAGGCGACACAGGCUUUCAUCCCAUGCAAGAGCUCUUCACUGAGCAGCAGACACCAGCGUUUCCUGGCCGAUUAGGGAUACCCCCCCUCACUCAGACAGGGAUGUCCUUACCUUCUCCAACAGGGAUGCCCUCGCCCACCAAUAUGGGUCAGGUGGACAACCCGCAACAUUCAUUUACAACUGCGUUCUCCAGCCCCAUGCAAGGGGCAUUCAUUGGUCAAAGCAUGCCAGCUCGCCGCCAGCUUUUCCCUCUCCAGUCGGGGAUGCCCGCACCGACAGUCAGGGAGUCCUCAUGGGAGUCCCUCAGACUAGUAACAAAACACGUGCAGGGGCUGGGGGUCUCGUUUUCAGGCGUGCGCCAGCUUUCCUCUCCCCAGACAGUGGCACCGACUUCGAUUCAAGGAGUCUACGGGCUUGCCAACAAGCCCAGCACGAGCGCCUACGGCUUUGCGCCCGCAGCCAGCGCCAGCGCCUACAGUCGUGCGCCCAGAGCCAGCGCCAGCGCCUUUGCCUCAAGAAAACGCGCACGCCAGGACUACAAUGAAGAGAGAGUGAUGGUUUCAGUCUUGAAGCAGUUGUCGCCCUUCGCGCCAGACAGGCAGGAAAGGUUGGUCAACCUAGUCCAAUUCUUGGAGCAGUUGUAG